Messenger RNA from Drosophila hydei, 864 nucleotides. Its product is annotated as ficolin-1-like. The transcript has 2 exons. The record is from RefSeq and is a predicted model, not a curated record. NCBI's taxonomy places the organism in Eukaryota, Metazoa, Arthropoda, Insecta, Diptera, Drosophilidae. The coding region runs from base 204 to 821 and encodes 205 amino acids.
AGCAAUUGGCUCUUCAGACUGAGCUAAUCAAUACCUACAAAGCUAAGAAGGAUUCGAUUGAAAAUGAAAAGGAUAAGAAAAUACUAACACUUGAAUCUCUAAUAAAAGAAAAAGAUCUUAAAAUAUCGGAUCUUGAAGUAAAAAACACUGCAAACUCUGCGAAGAUAAAUGAUGUGCAAUCGAAGCUAGCAGAAUAUUUGAAAAUGGUAGAACAAUCUAGCUGUAAGUCGAACACAUCUAUAAUUAAGUUGCCUCACGUGGAGCCAUUCCCCGUGUCCUGCGACUACAAAAUAGCCGGACCCGGGUGGACCGUAAUUCAGCGUCGGAUUGGUGGAACUGAAGACUUUUACCGAAACUGGGAGGAAUACAAGACAGGCUUUGGCGACUUGCAAUAUGAUUAUUUCAUGGGAUUAGAGAAGAUUCAUCUACUUACGCAAUCGCAGCCGCAUGAGUUGUAUAUUCAGUUAGAGGACUUUAAUAAUGAAACCCGUAAUGCUCGAUACACACAUUUUCUUAUUGGAAGCGAGGAAGAAUCUUACAAGCUAAUAAAGCUUGGUAAUUUUUCAGGAAAUAGUGGAGAUGCCUUUACGCAGCAUUUAAAUAUGAAAUUUUCAACAAAAGAUCGCCUUAACGAUAAAGGUAACUGUGUGGCAAAAUAUGAGUCUGGAUGGUGGUUUCAAAAUUGCAGUUUCUGUAAUCUAAAUGGACGAUACACAUCCGAAGAUGUUGGAAAAAAUGGAAAGAAAAUAUCUUGGAAUCACUGGCAUUACAAGCCACUCAAGUUCACACAAAUGAUGAUAAGUCCAAAAUCUGACAACUAAACACUUUGAUAUAUGUAAUAAAUUCAAUUUAUAAUUUUAAUUA